Molecule: messenger RNA, 3543 nt
Organism: Entrophospora candida
Lineage: Eukaryota; Fungi; Glomeromycota; Glomeromycetes; Entrophosporales; Entrophosporaceae
Source: the annotation of a GenBank genome assembly
AUGAGUAAUACUGCUAAUUAUUACUGUUCUUCUUCUUUAGAUUAUCUAUCACCGCCUGAUAGUGAAUCAACCUUUCAAUUUCCUUUUAAACCAUACGAUAUUCAAAUUAGUUUUAUGAAGAACUUGUAUCAAGUUAUAGAAGAAGAAAAAUUGGGGAUUUUCGAAAGUCCAACUGGAACCGGAAAAUCAUUAAGUUUGAUAUGCGGGGCAUUAAAAUGGCUUAAAGAUAAUGAAAAUAGAUUUGAUAAAUUAACUGCUAGUGAAAAUGUUUGUAAUAAUGAAAACGAUGAUUCUAAAUUACCACAAUGGGUAUUGGAACAUCGUAAAAAACAAAACAUCAAAGAUGAGCUAUCAAGAAAACAACGAUUGAAUGAACGACUGAAAAAGAUCCGAGAAAAAGAAAAGCUUGAACGAGAGAAAAGUCAAUCACAAAGAAGCCGUCAUGCUAGAAAACGAUUGAAACCAAUUAAAGGAUCGGAGGAUAAAAAUUAUAAAAAUUUGAAUAUUAAUAACACUAACAAAGAUAUUGGUGAUGAUGAUUCCGGAUUAAAUGUAUUUCUGGUUGAAGAUUAUGAUAGUGAUGAGGAUACUGAAAAUCAUAGUAAUGAUAUUAAUGACAUUAAUGAUGGCAUUGUUACUGUCGUCGAAGAUAAUUUAUCUGAGGAUGUACGCGAACUUUUAAAAAGGUUUCAAGAAGGCAAAGAUGUUGAAAAUUCUGAAAAGGACGAUGAAAUUGAUGACGAAAAUGUUCCUGAUGAAACAAAAAUUUAUUAUUGUUCAAGAACACAUUCUCAAUUAUCCCAAUUCAUCAAUGAACUUCGUAAAACCGAUUAUGUCUCUGAAUACAUUAAAUCUGUCUCAUUGGGUUCCCGAAAUUCUUUGUGUAUAAAUGAAAAUGUCAAGAGGCUUAAUAACAUUACAAAAAUUAAUGAUAAAUGUAUGGAUUUGCAAAAAUCUGAUUUAAAAGCUGAGAAAAGAUGCCCCCAUCUUCCUUUUAAGGACAAAUCAGGGUUUUUAGAUUUCAGAGAUCAUGUUCUGGCAGAAGUGCGUGAUAUCGAAGAUUUAGCUCAUCUUGGCAAAAAAUUGAAUACUUGUCCUUACUAUGGCACAAGGAAAAGUAUUAGACAAUGUCAGAUUGUUACACUUCCUUAUAAUCUUAUAUUACAAAAAUCUUCAAGAGAAUCAAUGGGAAUCUCACUUGAAAAUAAUAUUGUGAUUAUCGAUGAAGCUCAUAAUCUUAUAGAUACGAUAACUUCUAUUAACACUGUUCAAAUUGAUUUACCUCAAAUUAGAAGAAUGGGCUCACAAUUAUCGUCAUAUCUUGAUCGGUAUAAAAAUCGUCUUUUAGGAAAAAAUAUCACAUACAUUCAGCAAAUUUUAUCGAUGUUACAAGCUUUGGUAAAAUGUUUAAAAGCUUGGCAGAAAAAAUGUGAAAACUUUGAGGAAGAUAGUUAUGAAGGUCUAGAGGAGUUGAAUGGAUUUAUUGAAAAGGUUGAACAAUUAAAUAGCGAUAAUAAUGAUUCUUUUGUACAAGAUCAUGAGCAUUUAUCUACCAUUCCAUCAUUAAGCCAAGUUGAAGCAUUUCUUAUGUCAUUAACUAAUGGUAAUCAAGAUGGUCGUGUAAUACUUGGUUUCUUGCCACAACAAACAUCACAGGUUACAUCUUCAUCAUCAAAACCAGAAUUAACAUUAUGUAAAGAUACAUCACCAAAGACAAAAAUAAAAUAUAUUCCUUAUAUAAAAUAUUUGCUGUUAAAUCCUUCAAAUCAAUUUAAGGAGAUUGUUCAAGAAGCUAGAAGUGUGAUUUUGGCAGGUGGUACCAUGGAGCCUGUAAAUGAGUUAAUCGAACAAUUAUUUCCAUAUUUACCUUCUGAAAAAAUUGUUAAAUUUUCAUGUGGUCAUAUCAUACCACCUGAAAAUUUAUUAACAUUAACAGUUUCUGAAGGUCCAAUGGGCGGAAUUUUUGAAUUCACAUAUGAACAUCGUCAAAAUGUAAAAAUGAUAGAUGAAUUGGGGCAAGUUAUUGUAAAUUAUUGUAAUAUUAUACCAGAUGGUGUAAUCUGUUUUUUUUCAUCAUAUUCAUAUUUAGAAAAAGUUUAUAAGAGGUUCGAAACUAAUGGUAUAUUAAAAAGAAUUGAAAAACGUAAAAAGGUUUUUCAGGAACCUCGUCAAGCUAAUUUGGUUGAAAAAACUUUAAAUGAUUACAAUCAUCAUAUUCACACCAAUUCUGAAUCACAUGGAGGAGCAUUAUUAUUAUGUGUUGUUAAUGGCAAGAUGAGCGUAAUAAUGGUUGGAUUACCUUUUGCAAAUCUUUCCUCUAACGAAUUGAAUGAAAAAAUGAAAUUUAUAAGUCAAUCGAAGGAAAAUAAUAAUUCGAAACAACGUGGAAUGGAAUAUUAUUUGAAUUUGUGUAUGAGAUCAGUCAAUCAAUCAAUUGGUCGAGCUAUUAGGCAUCAAAAUGACUAUGCGACGAUUAUAUUAUUAGAUCAUCGAUUCAACACAAAUUUUAGGAUAAGACAAAAAUUACCAAGUUGGAUUAAUAAAAGUGUUGUUGAAUGUAAAAAAUUUGGAUUGACUGUUGUACAAUCAAAAUUAUACAGCAAUGACCCAAAUUAUGGUAAACAUAAAACUUUAAAAAUCGAAGAAAAUUUUUUCCAUUAUGUUGAAGCAGGCAAUGUAGAAGGACCACUUAUUUUAUUUCUUCAUGGAUUUCCUGAAAGAGGAUAUGGAGGAAGUUAUAAACCAAUUGAACGUAGUGCAUAUGAUUCCAAAUUUUUGUUAGAUGAUAUUCAUAGUUUUAUUCAAAAAUUAUCCAAGAAUGGUAGAGCUGCGUGCGUUGUUGCAGCAGCACAAAGUUGGGAAUGGGAUCAAUAUUCUAAUAAAUCAGGAUAUAUUGAUAGGCUGAUAAUAUUGAAUGGACCUAAUACACUGGUGUGGCAGAAUAAUGCUAAAGAAAGAUUUAAACAAGUAUUUCAUUACAACAAUUUAAAAACAUUGAUCAAUCAACCUAGACAAACAUUAAGAAAUUCAUGGGCAAUCUUAACACCGUGUAUUAGACAAUUUCUUAUGAGUAAUUAUAUGUUUAGAUUUCAGAUACCAUAUUUGCCUGAAAGAUUGUUUAUGCUUAAAGAUGUUUCGUUCUAUGAUGAAUUUUUUAAGUCCGUGAGUAACGUGUCAGCCGAAGAUAUCGAAAUGUUUAAAGCAGCAGCUUGUAUGGAAAAUUAUGCUAGUAUUAAAGGGGGAAUGAAUUAUUACCGUAGUGGUGCAAUGUUGGGGUUUUACAAUGAACAGGAAAAGAGAGGAAUAAAGCAAGUUGGGUUUAUAGGAAUUCCAACAUUGGUUAUCUGGGGAGAAAAGGAUGAAUUCUUAGAAAGCGAUCUGUGUUUAGAUAAUCUUUCAAAAUAUGUAUCGAAUCUUGAAACCAUUCGUAUUCCAGAUGCAGGUCAUUUUAUUCAUGAACAAAUUCCAGAACAAAUAAAUGAUCUUAUAAGAAGAUUUAUUAAUAGCAAUGGAAACCUUCAUGAUCUAAAUACAACUGAAUAA